This is a messenger RNA of Phacochoerus africanus (Common warthog), 6023 nucleotides long. It is a transcript of the gene ADARB2, whose product is annotated as adenosine deaminase RNA specific B2 (inactive). NCBI's taxonomy places the organism in Eukaryota, Metazoa, Chordata, Mammalia, Artiodactyla, Suidae. Gene Ontology annotation, cellular component: nucleolus; cytoplasm. The transcript is spliced from 16 exons. Gene Ontology annotation, molecular function: tRNA-specific adenosine deaminase activity; double-stranded RNA adenosine deaminase activity; double-stranded RNA binding. The record is from RefSeq and is a predicted model, not a curated record. Gene Ontology annotation, biological process: adenosine to inosine editing; RNA processing. The coding region runs from base 1 to 3057 and encodes 1018 amino acids.
AUGACGCUGUCCACUCUGACCAGGAGCUCCCGCUCCAGACGGCCCACAGUGGACCCAACACCCGACGGCAACAAGGAAACGGCAGGUGACAGGCUGGUCUGUGAGCCUCGGCCAGCGUGCCGUUCCCACCCGAGCCGGAUUCCUGCAGGUCACGCGCAGCACCUGGACAGCCUGCCGGAGGGCAGCAUCAGCGCCUUCGGAGGCAGGUUCUUCUUCAAAUGCACUCCCCCCGACGCCACCUCCCGUGUCAGUCCCCUGUCAGCCACCGGCGUCUCUGCUUGCUCUUCACCUCGCGCCGUCUGGUCCCCCCCAGGAGGCGGCCCGCACUGCGCCCUGACGUCGAGGGAAGGCUUCCCGGAGGAGGACGAGGCCCCGGAGACGCUGAGCCAGGCGGAGAGGAUGGGUUCCAUAAGGGAGCCUCUCGUGUUUCUCAGGGUCCGUCCUUUCGUCCCUGAGAAAUUCGGGAACUGUGGCGAGGAAGGCAGGCAUGGCUUGUCCCCAACGUCCUUCGAGCCAUUAAAGGAUGAAGAGGGUGCCUCCCUCCCGCUCAUCCUCCCAGCCGAGCACGAAGGGUCCUCCCCUGACACCCAAGAGCCCUGGUUGGCGCAGAAGUUUCGACCCCGGGGUACAGGCACGGAACGGAGGCUGGCGUUUCCGUCUUCCUCCUUCAAGCCACGCUCAGCUCCCUGCCGUCUCCUCCCUCAUCCAGCCCACCGAGCUCGACACCUCGGAUCCGAGCCCAAGCCCAUCCGGGGCCGGGAACGGGGGCGCCUGCUGUGUGUCCAGCCAGAGGCCGUCCGCUGGGACCCCCAGUUCAUGAUCAAGGCUCCAGGCCCGGUGACCAGGACCAUUCGGAGCCUUCCCACCGGCCAGGUCUCGGCGUGUUUCCUUCUUCGCAUCGAGUGUACAGUUAUCGAUUGGGUGCGGCUACUUGCACUCAGUGGAGAUCCGAACAAGGUGAGCCUGCUGUCAGCCUUCAUCGCUCCCUUCAAGCACGUGAGCCCCGGGGCCGCCCACGCGGAGGACGAAGACAAUCUCAGUACCAGCAGCGCAGACGUGAAGGAAAACCGUAACGUCAGCAACCUGGAGACCAGGCCGCUGCCUGCGGGCAACAGGGCCAGGGGCGGCGGCGCCGGCCUGAAGAGGAAGAGGCCCCUGGAGGAGGGCACCGGUGGCCGCCUCUGCCAGCUGCAGCUCGUGCUGAGGAAGCUGUCGUGGUCCGUGGCGCCCAAGAACGCGCUGGUGCAGCUGCACGAGCUGCGGCCGGGCCUGCAGUACCGCACGGUGUCCCAGACCGGCCCGGUGCAUGCGCCCGUCUUCGCCGUGGCCGUGGACGUGAACGGGCUCACCUUCGAGGGCACCGGGCCCACCAAGAAGAAGGCCAAGAUGCGGGCGGCUGAGCUGGCCCUCCGGUCCUUCGUGCAGUUCCCCAACGCCUGCCAGGCCCACCUGGCCCUGGGUGGCAGCGGCGGCCCGGCCCCCGACUUCACCUCCGACCAGGCCGACUUCCCCGACACGCUGUUCCAGCAGUUCGAGCCGGGGGCGCCCAGCGAAGCCUUCCCAGGCCGCUGCCCCGCCGGCCCCGAGCGCCUGUCCGCGGCCUGCCGGCGGGGACGGCUGCUGUGCGGGGCGCUGGACCUGGCGGGCCCGGCGGCCGCGGGCGACAGGAACCCAGUGGUGCUGCUGAACGAGCUUCGCUCGGGGCUGCGCUACGUGUGCCUCUCGGAGCCCGAGAAGCAGCGUCCCAAGAGCUUCGUCAUGGCCGUGAGCGUGGAUGGGAGGACGUUCGAAGGCUCGGGACGGAGCAAGAAGCUGGCCAAGGGCCAGGCCGCGCAGGCCGCCCUCCAGGCCCUCUUCGACAUCCGGCUGCCCGGCCAGGUCCCCAGCAGGAGUAGAAGCCACCUCUUGCCCCAGGAAUUCGCCGACUCGGUGUCCCAGCUGGUCACGCAGAAGUUCCGCGAGCUGACUGUGGGCCUGGCGUCAGCGCACGCCCGCCACAAGGCGCUGGCAGGGAUCGUCAUGACCCAAGGUCUGGACACCAGGCAGGCCCAGGUGGUCGUGCUGUCCUCGGGGACCAAGUGCAUCAGUGGCGAACACCUCAACGACCGGGGGCUGGUGGUCAACGAUGGCCACGCGGAGGUCCUGGCUAGGCGGGCGCUGCUCCACUUCCUGUACACGCAGCUGGAGCUGCACCUGAGCAAGCGGCGGGAGGACGGCGAGCGCUCCAUCUUCGUGCGGCUGAAGGAGGGCGGCUACCGGCUGAGGGACAACGUCCUGUUCCACCUCUACGUGAGCGCAUCCCCCUGCGGAGACGCGCGGCUCAACUCGCCCCACGAGCUCACCGCCGACCUGACCAGCAGCAAGCACCUGGCCAGGAAGUUCCGGGGGCACCUGCGCACGAAGAUCGAGUCUGGAGAAGGGACGGUGCCAGUGCGGGGCCCAGGCGCGGUGCAGACGUGGGACGGCGUCCUGCUGGGCGAGCAGCUGGUCACCAUGUCCUGCACGGACAAGAUCGCCAGGUGGAACGUGCUGGGCCUGCAGGGGGCGCUGCUCUGCCACUUCAUCGAGCCCGUGUACCUGCACAGCAUCGUGGUCGGGAGCCUGCGCCACACCGGCCACCUCUCCCGGGUGAUGAGCCGCAGGACGGAGGACGUCGGCCAGCUGCCUGCCUCGUACCGGCACAACCGGCCCCUCCUCAGCGGAGUGAGUCAGGCCGAGGCACGCCAGCCUGGGAAGUCACCCCACUUCAGCAUGAACUGGGUGGUGGGCUCCGCGGACGUGGAGGUCAUUGAUGCCACCACUGGGAAGCGGAGCUGCGGCCGCUCCUCCCGGCUAUGCAAGCACAGGCUCUCUGCCUGGUGGGCACGGCUCCACGGCAAGCUGAGCGCACGGAUCCCAAGCCAUGGAGACGCGCCCUCCCUGUACUGCGAGGCCAAGCUGGGGGCCCGCACCUACCAGUCGGUCAAACAGCAGCUGUUCCGAGCGUUUCAGAAGGCGGGUCUGGGCACCUGGGUGAGGAAGCCGCCGGAGCAAGAGCAGUUUCUACUGACUCUGUGAGACCCUGGACCCAGGCUCCGCGCGGGCGAGCGAGGCCGUGCCAGCGUGUGGUGGGCCGUGGGGCACGGAUUGGGCUGUGCGAGCGUUUUCCUUUGGUGUUGCAGAAAUAACGCGUGUCCAGGGCUCGGCUGAGUGAGGGAUGUGCUGCUUCUCAGGUGGCUCACAGGCCACGAGGACCAGGCGCCCACCCCACCCACCCGAGGGCACAGAGGGUCUUCUCCUCCGUGCGUCCCAGGGCGAGUUUCCAUUCAAGCUGGAGGGGCUGCGUGGCCGCCUCGAAACGUGGUGCCAAGGUGCUGCCGUGAGAAGAAACCAGGCCCAACCCGCUCCCCUCCCGCCACACGCCUACCAAGUGCAGGGCUCCCGCACAAGCGUGUACGGACAAGCCACAGUGAAGGGAAAAGCCAUGGGCUCCUCCCCAAAGAAGCCGGUGAGGACGCGUGACCAUGUUCACUGCUCUUUGAGUUUUUACUCCACCUCCUUCCAGAAGGAUUUGGGAUGCGAUGCAUGACAUUAAAGAAUCCUACAGCGGGAAGGGAGAAGGAGGCUGAAGCCCCCGGGCCUGGGGCGGGAAGAAACCACCUCUGGACCCUGGAGGGUCACGAGGUCAGCCCCGGCCCCGGAGCUCCCUGCUGGACAUGCUGCUUCUCUGGCAGACGAUGACCCAACCGUGAACACGGUCUAAGCUCAUAGGGUCCCCCGGGGAAAUCAGGAGACUGAGCCCCUAGACCAAGUCCUCCCUUUUAACUGAGUUCUCGAAAGAAACACAGAAACUCAGCCUCCCUGGCAGCCAAGGAGCCUCCAGAGCCCCCCCACCCCCAACCCUGCACAACACAGAAAAUCCACAGAAAGCAACUGCAAGAGUGCAAGCAGCAGGAUUCUGCCACCUUCAGAUCCCCAGCGCAGAGCAGGGCACGGGCGUCUCAGGGUGAGGGCAGGCCCCUGAGGCCAUUCAUGCAGCCUCUGUAAUGUCCCCAGGGUCAUACAACUUGAAUUGUUUCACCUCUGAGAACUCACUUCUGCGCGCCCCCCCCCUCCCCCCACGAUUAGGAACGGGACCUCAGAGCUCCUAGCUCGGGGCAAGGGUGAAACAAAAGGACUGUAGGUGUCUGUUACAAAAGAACAGGAAACAGAGAUACUAACUGUGGAGAGAGAAACUUUUCCCAGGGUUUAAUAUAAGGUCAAACUUAUCACCCAAGUUCUUUGAGAAAACAGGCGCAGUGGCAGACAACCUCAGGGUAGAGCUUUGAGUCUGAAACUGGUAAAGCUUGAAAAUGCUUUUGCAAAAAGAUGACCCCUCUUAAUCUUUCAUAAAAAACUGAGGAAAUAAAAUCUUAAUUCCGUACAAAAGCUAGGAUCAAAAGUUCAGUUUAUGUUAGUUUCUGAUCAUCUGACGUGUCCCUAGGACGACGUUCAGAGAAGCAAAGGCCUGGAGGCUGGUGGUGCCUGGUGUGUCCACCCUCUGGACGCUGGUCUCUGAAAGCCGGAGGCACCGUGGCGUCCUGCCUGGAGGGGAGCCGGAAGCCCAGCUCACAGCGCCCUGAGCUGCCGCCGUGUCCAUGUGCUCAGGGACCAGCUCCUCCCGCAGCGAGGCGGCAGGAGAGACGUGGGCUGGACCGACCGCACAUGGGCCCCAUGCGCCCAGCCCUCAGGACCUGCUCUGGGGGCUCGGAUGGCGCCCACCCACCCACGGGGUCUGGGCCAAGGCUACUUGUUCACUCUGGUCUGAGGCGCCGGCUCCAGGAACCACCCAAACACCCUCUACCUAAGCGUCUGCUCUGCAGAAAGCCGCACCCUAACGCCCCCCCGCCCCGACCCAUGAGCACCACGUGGGGACCCGUCUGUGGGGUCAGGGGGUGCUUCUCAGGAGAGAGGGGGCUCUGCGGGAGGCCUGUGGGAGAGGAGAUUGCCCAGUGCAGCGGGCUGGCGUCCAGGGCCUAGAGCUUUGCCAGAGGCGCUGGGGCGAGCGAGCGAGCCGGGAACAGACACGGAGCCGCAGAGGAGAGACCCCGGCUGCAGACGCAGAGGGCGGAGAUCCCGCCGGGAGCAGGGCUGGGUUGGCCAGAGCCUGAGAGGGGCUCCAGUGGGUACUUGGCGCAGCUGGUGGGCUUGGCUCGGGUUGGCCCAGGGGCAGGUGCAUCGCACGCUGUUCCCAAGGUCCCCGGGGGCCACCCCACGGAGUCAGCGCCACCCGCAUCCUCUAAGUAGGAAAAGCGGGUGAACCAGCACCCAGAGGAGCCUGCGCCCCUGCACCUGCCUCUGUGAAGAGGACAACUGCUUGAGUCGCCCUGACAGGACAGGGUCAACGAGAGGGAGGCUGGCGGCCGCAUCGCCUCAAAGCAGCCCUCCUGUCCCCCUGCUCCGCGUUCACACCCACCCUCCCGCACACCCACCCUGGGCAGAGAGCCGGCCAGAUCCCGUGCACAGCCCCUCUGCCUCCUCCCGGGUGCGCGCCACUUCCCCCCCGGGGGAGGGGGAGCCAGUUAAGGUCCCCUGGGCAGCUGUCCGCGGAAAAGCCCCCACGGGACGGGCCACCAAGGGUCUGGAGUGGCCCGCCCCCAGCACGUGGACUCCAGCGAUGUGUGGACGCAAAGCUACGGGCUUGUGUUCGCCAAGCAAAGGGCCUGCGGGUCUUGCUGCUUUUGUUCCUCUGGCUCCGCCUGCCCCUCCCACCGCUGCCCUGCGUCCCGUCCCUCAGAGCCCUGUCCCUCAGAGCCGUCACCUUGUGUUACUGUUCAAGCAGACACAGCAUUUCUUUUUCAAAGGAAUCUAUUCUUACCAAUAAAGUUAAAUGCUUUCUUUUCUUUUUGGUAGAGUGUUUAUCACGUCUGGAGAGCCAUAAACAGCAAACACAUGGUAUAUCAAUGCCCAGAAUAGAAUAGAGUAUUUUGAUGAAAUCCUAUUUUUAGAUUAAAAAUUUCAAGAUGUGUCUAUAGUACCUUGUUUAAAAAAAUUAAAAAGACAUU